UUGAGGGUUUGGAAUAAUGGAGUUAGCAGUUUGUUUGGUGCUAAAAUGUUUGUAAUUUGUAUGGUUAUGUGGUAUUUUGGGUAUACAUUAUAAAACAGGUCUGAUAAUUUCAUUUAUUUGGCCAUGGUUGUAAUGUAUAAUAUUUCCUUGCUUCGAUACGAAGUCGGCUAUUUCUCCUUCUUCCAAGGUUCUGAUUCCAAUCAAAUCUUUUUUGUACACUUAUGUAUCGAACCUCGACACAAUGUUGUAGUCGGGUGAGUACAUGCCCACCAUGAUGACUCUCUUGGGAUAAUCGUGGUGUCUUGCUCCCAUUUCACAAAUCUUGCAUGUUUGAAGGCGAGCCAGAGGUCUUUUCUGUUCUGGUCGAAGUUUCUCUCGUUGUUGGAUUCAGCAAGGAACGUUGAGUGCUUGAGGUAUCCUUGAGGAUCGGCUGGAUCUCUCCAGAAAUCAGCUGGAGCUAUCAAGUAUUGCAUGAAGUUUAAAUAUACAAUUUUUUUGAUGAUCUAGGCUAAUGUAGUUCCGAGCCAUGUUUCUUUAGGAAAGGUAGGAACAAACAAAAAUCCCAUAUGAGGCAUCCAAAAGUAACAAUGCUUUUGAUUGGAUGCUUAAGUUUGCAGCACUCGAUGAUAUAUUUGGAUAUCACAACUCUUUGAGAUACUCCGAGGAUACUCAAAUUGCAAUCCUUCAAGUAUUCAAUUUGAUGAAUUUUAUCACACAAAAUCUUGCCUUGAUAAUGAAUAUUAUAGAACAUCGAUGACAUUUUAGCUUCAGCUCCACUAAAUACUUUGUUGUUUCAAAGUGAAUAUGGAGUUGCUCUUAU
Messenger RNA from Moneuplotes crassus, 820 nucleotides. The record is from the annotation of a GenBank genome assembly. NCBI's taxonomy places the organism in Eukaryota, Ciliophora, Spirotrichea, Euplotida, Euplotidae.